Messenger RNA from Camellia sinensis, 1992 nucleotides. NCBI's taxonomy places the organism in Eukaryota, Viridiplantae, Streptophyta, Magnoliopsida, Ericales, Theaceae. The record is from RefSeq and is a predicted model, not a curated record.
AUUAUGAUACUGCAAAUGCAAUUGGAACAAAGUCCUAUAAUACUCUCAUGGAGGAGCUUGUUGCCCUUGAAACAAGAAAUAUGGAGGGUGAACAAAAAAAGAAUUCUGAAGAAGAUUCUAUUGAUUUUGCUGCUGCAACAACUGCUACUCUAGGAGUUCCUUCUCCUUGCCUUUCAAGAGGUAUAUCUUUUGAUGAUUCUCUACUUGCUGUCGCUGAUCAUCAUAAAGUAAGGAAAGGAGAUAUGGAGGAAGAAGAGGAGUUGUUGAGAGCCUUGAAAAUGUCAGAGGACGAAUUGCCUACUUCGGUGAAUGAUUCACCUCCAGUGAAUACUAGUGGGCAAAACAUGUCUGUCAGUUCAAAUGAAAGUGCAUAUCUCAAGAAUUCUGAACCUGUAGUUCCUGUAGAAACAUUAGAAGGGUAUAGUGAGGCUGAAAAUCAAAAGUCUUUUCUGCUUGAUUUAUCCUUAUCCCAUGAUUGCAGUGCCUUGAGCAAUUCGAGUAAUGAGGUGAUAACUCAUGAAGCAGUUCCAAGGGAAGCUGGUUGUGCAAAAAAUGAUCAAGUAAGUGACAUUGAUCAAUCAACUUCUGAUGAAUCUGGAAAAUGUGUAAAAUCUAAAGAUAUAGUUGAAAAAAGCAGUGUUGAUGUUUUGGUCCAGAAUGAGAUUGCACCUUCUGACUCUUUUGGACAGGAUACUUCAUCUGCUUGUGAAAACCAUAUGCUUGAAUCUAGAGGAGAUGAAGAAAGUCAGAAGCAAUCCACUUCCACAUCUGAUAUGCAUGUGCCAGAAGAUAAUAAACAUGGUUGUGACACAGCAGAACUUUCUAGUUUAUCUGCACCAGGUGCAGAUUUAGAUUCAUCCAGCGGCAGAAGGCAACAUACAGAUGUUCCUGAUGCUUUUACUUCAAGUGCUGAAGGCAGUGAGCCCAUUUAUGAAGGGGAGGAAUGCAUAUUGGAAUCAAGAACCACAAUUUAUGAAGACCGAGAACCUAUGUAUGAAGGCGAGGUGGUUCUUGCAGAACAAGUGGACAAAGGUACUGGAGAUGCCUAUGAUGCAAGGUCCAAGGAUGAAAUUUCUCCAAGACAAGGGGAACUGAUCAGGGAUUUUUUGAAGAACAAUGCUAGUCAGUUGACCAUCCAUGGCCUAUUUUCCUUACAAGAUGGUCUGAAAGAACGUGAGCUUUGUGUCUUUUUCCGCAAUAAUCACUUCAACACCAUGUUUAAGUAUGAUGGUGAAUUGUAUAUCUUGGCUACUGACCAAGGUUACAUAAAUCAGCCUGAUUUGGUGUGGGAAAAGCUAAAUGAGGUCAAUGGAGAUACAUUGUUCAUGACUGGUAAUUUUAAGGAAUUCAAGGUGGAAAACCAUGCCAACAAUACAUGGGAUGAACAAAAUGCAAUGGUCAAUACUGCUGAAUAUCUUGCCAGUAUGGACAAUUCAGCAGAUGUCAAUUCAAGUUUCAAUUCUGAUCUGCAAUUGGCAAUGGCUCUUCAACAACAGGAGUUUGAACAACAGCCACAGCGUAAUGUGGAGCAACCAACUGUAAGUAGCAGUUCAAGGCUGGUCACAGGACCCCAAGUGUCAAGGAACAGUGACAAGAGCUCAUCUUUGUCUCCCAAGCAGGAAGCAAAAUCAUCUAAAGAUAAGUGUAUUGUAAUGUAAAAUUUGUAAGCCAGGCAUCAUCGGAUCGUGGAAGGGUUGUACUGUAAAUGGUGUUGUGGCUGUGUCUUCGUCCCUGGCCUGACCUAUAUUCUCGUUACAUGUGAUUUUAGAUCAGGUUUUUAGCUGUAAAUGAAGUGUAUGUUUUUGCAUUGCUAGGCCCCGCAAUGUUAGGGUUGUUUUUUCGGAUGGAAAUAAUAGCAGAUUUUAGAUGUGUGUUAUCAUGUCCAGUAAUGUUACAAAAACAUACUUUACUGGCACUUUAAAGGAAUGCCACAAACACUGCAUUCUGUGCAUUUUUUGUUUCUUGAAAAGUAGUGUGUUUAUUUGGUUUUUA